AUGAACUUUCUUGAGAAGAUGGAUUUAUCUCUUUGGGAUCCACCUGAAAAUCAAGUCUUCACAGAUGAAAGCAGCUAUCCAAGUUGGGAGUAUAACUUGUAUUUCGAUCCGAGGCUUGACGUGAUCGAGGCAGAUGCUUUAAACAAGAAAUCAUGUCUGGAAGUGUUGAAGAUACAGGCAAACAAAGCUGAUUCAGAAAUUGGAGAACUUGAAGAUGAUAAACUUAUGCUCCAGAGACAACUUGCCUGUGAAGAUGGUUUUGCUGCAUUGAAUAACCUGGAGAGCAUGCUAAAGCCUUUAAAGAAUGAGAAUCAGCAGCUUGCAGGAACAACUCUAGAGGAGAGACAUGCUGCACAACAAGCAACCAAAGAAUAUAGCAGCAAUUCAACAGGGAAUGGAGUGAAGGCUGUUCACAUUAAUGAUCUAUCUGUGGUGCAUGCUGGAACUGUUCCUACUAUAGAAGACACACGACCGCGUCUAUUGAAUUCUAUAAGAGGUGACAGAAACAAUCCACAAAGAAAGUUAAUGGGUGGAGGUGAGUACUACGGUGACAACACCAUCAAGGGAACUCAACAACAACUGGCUGGAGCCAGAGCUGGUGGUUUUGCAGGCAUUAGUGCAACUUCUCAGUUCCACUUUAGAAGGAGGAGCGAAACAAGUUUUUGUGUACCAGUCGUACAAGAGAAUAACAAUCAGAGGAAUGCUCAAAAUAUGUUGGUAAGAUCACAUGACAGAACAAGUCAAGCGCCUCGGAAUGUUCAUAAUGUUGAAGUUGUUUUUCCCAUGCGGUCUAUUACCCCAGCUUCUCGUAUGGCAUAUAUCGAUAAUAUGUCACUGGUUCAACUCAAGGCCUUGGCUAAUCAACUCAAUAUAGUUGGGGUGUCCAAAACUCGGAAGGCUGACCUGCAACAACUGCUUCGCUCUAAGCUGCAAGCUCAAGAUUGGUCAUGACAACAAUCGCUCGAUUCUUUUAAUUUUCAGUCUUAUAUGAAGUAAACAUAGGAUGGUUUCCGAAUUCUUUUGUGAAGGAGAACAAGGAUCAAUAGAGCACUAUAUGCUAAAGAUAAAACGUAAACUAUCAA
Messenger RNA from Solanum stenotomum, 1082 nucleotides. RefSeq lists its product as uncharacterized. The record is from RefSeq and is a predicted model, not a curated record. Lineage: Eukaryota; Viridiplantae; Streptophyta; Magnoliopsida; Solanales; Solanaceae. The transcript is spliced from 4 exons. Bases 1 to 951 code for a protein of 316 amino acids.